Molecule: messenger RNA, 704 nt
Organism: Pundamilia nyererei
Lineage: Eukaryota; Metazoa; Chordata; Actinopteri; Cichliformes; Cichlidae
Gene: insl5a
Product: insulin-like 5a
Exons: 2
Coding region: 175-477 (100 amino acids)
Cellular component (GO): extracellular region
Molecular function (GO): hormone activity; G protein-coupled receptor binding
Source: RefSeq, a predicted model, not a curated record
GGCUGGUUAGAGGGAGGUGGAAAGACACUCGGCAUCAAUGAAGUCAAAGGUGGAUUGAAUCUAAUAUAAGGAGGAUGUGAGCGGCGGAUCAAUAACCGAGAGAGCGGCAGGAUAACAGACAGAAUCAGAGAACAGCUGUGGUGGGCUUGGAAGAGCAACAGUCAGAUAUCCAGCAUGCGUGCUCUGGUGGUUUUGCCUCUGCUCUUGUGCGCAGUGGUGUGUGUGGAUCAGGUGAGAGCGCAAGUGACGGCAAUGAAGCUGUGCGGUAAGCAGUUAAUCAACGCCAUCUCCUACACCUGUGGAGCGUCCCGCUGGAGGAGGUUCUUCAGCGAGCCAGACGUGGAUGGGGAGCAGAGCAGCUUGGAGAAGUUCAGCAGUUUGGCCUCAGAGAUGACCAAACGGGAUAAUAACAUCUUCCUGGCCAACAUGUGCUGUCAGGUGGGCUGCAGGAAGACCGACCUCGCCCACUUCUGCUGAGGACAAUCCUCUCACUUUUGUUGUUGUUAAAGUGACUAUAAUGACUGUGUACCUUGCUAAGAACCAAAUCUGACUCACGUGGCGAACUGUUAUGAUCUCUGUGCAACUGUUAAACUUUGUGGAAGUGAAUCUGGAUGAGCAUCUCUGAACAUGUUCCUGAACCCGAGCUGUACAUGUGCGACCAUAAAUAAAUGUUUUAAAAUCAGUUGUCUUUCUUGCAACCUUCA